Molecule: messenger RNA, 2376 nt
Organism: Eremothecium gossypii ATCC 10895
Lineage: Eukaryota; Fungi; Ascomycota; Saccharomycetes; Saccharomycetales; Saccharomycetaceae
Gene: ARP8
Product: Arp8p
Exons: 1
Coding region: 1-2376 (791 amino acids)
Biological process (GO): regulation of DNA-templated transcription; double-strand break repair
Cellular component (GO): Ino80 complex
Source: RefSeq, marked provisional
AUGUAUCUGGCGAUGCAGUACCACCACUCUAGUCGCAGGCAGUGGAUAGUCAGUAUGGACGACGAGCGCGAGAUGUCGGUCGAGAUGGAUGUGUCUAUAAUGGACCCAAUUCCCACGACGGAAGGCAAGGUCUCGAAGCCGGAGACCGCGGGCGCGGCCGCUGGCCAGGGGAAGAAGGUGCCACAACAUCUGCUCGAGAAGCGCCGGCUGGGGCGAAUCAAGGCCGCCGAGGAGUUUGCGCGGAAGCUGAAGAAGAUUGGUAUCGAAAAGCAAGAUAAUUUGCACAUCUCGCAGACGGGUCUGUUCCGGCCGCUGCCGCUGAUCAAUCAGAAGAACUAUUCGUCUGAUUACCUGCGCAAGGAUGACCAGAUAUUCUCGAUGCGUGAGCGCAAGAGCUUGCGGAGCGGAAAUGUGAACCCUGUGAAUAGCAGCCAACCACCAACGCUGCUGGCAGAGGCCGGGGAAGACGAUCUCAAGCUCAACGGCGACGAAGACGGGAUCGAUGACACAGAGGACGCGAACACCAUUGUUAUUCACCCCGGCUCCCGCUCGCUGAAGAUAGGGCUCUCUACUGACGUGUUCCCCCUGUCAGUUCCGAGCUGUGUAGCGGUUGCACGUCGAGCUUCUCAGCGCUUGGAGCCCCAGCAGCGCUACGACAAAGACGAAGACUUCAUGGAGCACCUGCAGCAGAUCCAGUCAGACUUCAAAGAACGUAUGCGGUACUACAAGCGGAAGAUUAUACCCAACUCGCACGAACAGGUGCUGUCCUACAACAGCAGGGCGCAACCAGAAAAGAUCCCGGAGCACAAUGACCUGCAUAGGAUUGAAUGGAUUAAAGAUGCCCCGGAGGGGACCAUAUACUACGGCGAAGGUGCAGAGCGUUGUCUUCCUGAAAACUUUGUUAUUCGUUACCCAUUUUCGAAUGGGGCCUUUAACGUUGAGUGCCCCGAUUACAGCUCUCUUCAAGAACUCUUGAACGACGUGACAAAACUGAUAACCUUUGCUCUAUCUGAGACAAAAUUGGGCAUAAGCAGAUCUCAGUUCCCUAAUUAUAAAGUAAUAUUAAUCAUACCGGAUCUAUUUGAGAAGAAUUAUGUUGAACAGAUGAUAAGAUUGCUAUUGUCUGAGAUGAACUUUCAGGCGGUAGCCCUGAUUCAAGAAUCUCUGGCGACAUGCUACGGCGCCGGUCUUUCCAACUCUACCUGUGUCAUAGAUAUAGGUGCUUCUGAGACGAAAAUAUCUUGUGUGGACGAGGGUCAGGUAAUCCAAAACAGUUGUAUAAGACUAUCCUAUGGUGGCGAUGAUAUUACAAGGUUAUUUGUCGAGCUACUGUUACAAUCCAACUUUCCAUACCCAGAUUGGAAUCUUAAUACGAGGCAGGGCUGGAUAUUGGCUGAACAACUAAAGAAGACCCACAUUACGUUCCAAGAUGCUGAUGUCGCUGUCCAAUUAUUCAACUUCUUCAAGCGCGAACCUAGUGUGCCGGGCGCAGAAAAGUUUGAAUUUAAAUUAUUCAAUGAGGUCAUGAUAAGCCCGAUGGCCUACUUCUAUCCCCAGAUUCUCUCUUUCCUCAAACCCGCAACCUCUUAUAACAAAUAUAUGGCACAACAGCUCCCAGAGUCUCGUGAUCCUUAUACCUAUAAGCCAGAUAACCCAAAGUCCAUUGCACAGGAAAGUGCAUUCACCGGUAAAGUUUACACUGAUAUCAAUAAAGACCUCGAUAUUAUUCGUAAGCUUGUGAGUGUCAACGAUGAAGUAGAAGCGCUCACCUCUGGUCCCUCUGAAAGAACAUCUGGAGAUACCAUUAAGACUAAUACGAGGCGAGCGAGCAACUACACGCCAUUGGAUAAAGCAAUAAUUGAAUCCGUUACCACCGCUUCCGUCCUACUUGGUGAUAACAUGUCAAAAUUAGUUAAUUUCUAUUCCAAUUUGUUAGUUAUUGGCGGCUCUUCUAAGGUACCUGGUCUGGAUUUAAUACUGACUGAUAGAAUUAACAUUUGGAGGCCACGGCUACUAAGCGUGUCUACUCUUCCCGUAGUAUACAAAAAGGUCAGUGAGAUGGUGAAGCAAGUUGAAAAUGAGAUUAAAAAGAACAACCCUGAAUCUGAGGAAGAAAUUGCACAGAGCAGGAAAAAGUUGAUCAAGUCAAUUAAGAUUGAAUUGGAGAACUAUUGGGAAUCUGUGGAUCCAUAUGAGCACGUUUAUCCUAUCGCCGUGCUUCCACCCCCAAGAGAGAUGGACCCCUCAAUGUUAACGUGGAAAGGUGGGAGUGUGUUUGGAAGGAUUAAGCUAUGCGAGGAAUUGUAUAUUACAGCAAUGGAUUGGGAGAUGCUUGGUAGCAGAAUUUUGAAGUACAAAUGUAUCUUUGACUACUAG